Messenger RNA from Cololabis saira (Pacific saury), 1137 nucleotides. Its product is annotated as epigen-like. The transcript is spliced from 5 exons. The record is from RefSeq and is a predicted model, not a curated record. Lineage: Eukaryota; Metazoa; Chordata; Actinopteri; Beloniformes; Belonidae. Bases 207 to 689 code for a protein of 160 amino acids. Gene Ontology annotation, biological process: epidermal growth factor receptor signaling pathway; positive regulation of cell population proliferation; positive regulation of mitotic nuclear division.
CAGGUGGAUUUUGGAGAGGAAAUACCUUUCUGUCGCUCUCUCUUUGGUUUUUUUCAUAAACACUUUUCUGGUCCUUGAUUGGCUAUGAAAUCAUUGUCAAUGGUUGGAGAUCUGUAUAUUAGCGCGGCAGGAAUCGGAGUACAGGCAGAAGGGACUGAGCAAAAAACCCCACCUCAUCAGAAAACACCACCUCACCAGAAGACAAGAUGUUUAUGCUAACACAGACAAACCUGCAGAAGGCCCUCGUCUCGGCGGUGACCGUGCUGCUCCUCCUUAUUGCACCAGGACAGUCUGAGGAUCUCCAGGCUACUGCAGCUCCUCUGGUGCUGAAUUCAUCUCUGACUACGGGGCCCUCCAACAGCAGCAUGGAGAAACCUAAAGUCCAGGCAUUACACCUGCCAUGUGGAAGUGAACAUGAUGCAUACUGUGCAAAUGGUGGCCAGUGCAUGUACCCUCAAGACAGUAACAAGCCCUCCUGCAUCUGCACGGAUUCGUACAGCGGACCCCGCUGCAUGGUCCCCAGCGCCCUCACCCACUCCCAGCCCGGCCUGGAGAAGGUGAUCGCCAUCACCUUUGGCGUAAUCAUGGUCGUCUGCAUCCUGGCAAUUAUUAUUUUGCGCUGUGUCUAUAAGAAAUGUGUAAAAGAAACACCACUAAAAACAAAGGCUAUGACCCAGACGUUGGUGUGACAUCACCAACUCAUCGCUCCUUCCUAUGAUCAUCGCUGUGACCGCCUUUAUCAAUAUCAUCAGUCUCUGGAAAAGCAUCAAUGGGACUUCCUUUAAGUUUUUUAUACAAAUAAGAAGCAUCACCUACAUAGCAAAUUGGUCUUGUUUUUAGUUUUCAUUUAUUUUGUUUUACUUUUUUUGGGGAGUUGAUGUACACAAGUAUUUAAACAAAAUUUUUUGGAGUGUAAAAAGAGAAAAAAGGUGGAUUAUGAGCAACUGUCAGUAAACUUGGUACUGUUGUUUGCAUGUUAAGAUAUUAAGUAAGCAUUACUUAAGUCAGUAAAUAUUAGUAAUUUAAUACUUUACAGUAUUGUCUUUUAAAGAAUAAGAACAAACUAUUUAUUUUCUUCAUUUUUUUAAGGACAAGAUACAAUGACCUUUUGUACUACCUAUUUAUUGUUAUCAUAAA